CAGGGGCGCUCCGCGCAGAGGCGGGACGAGUUGAGCGGCUCCGGCGCCCGCGCUGAGCCGCGAGGGAGGGGCCGAGGACGCCCGUGCGGCCGAUGCUUCUGCCCUCAGUGAGGCGGGGCGCGCGGCGAACGCCCCGGGCAGGGGCGGGAGUGGUGGAGUCGCCGGCGGUUGGCACUGAAAGGGGCGGUGAGCGAGCUGCUCCGUUUUCAAGGCGAGGCUUGGCCUCCGGAGCAGAGACGGGGGGAAGCGGUGGUGGCGGCGGCCCUCGGGCCGGCUGGUGAGGUGAUGGCGGCGCCGACCCCGGGGGCUGGAGGAGCCUCGGGCGGCGCUGGCUGUAGCAGCGGCGGCGGCGCGGGCGCGGGCUCGGGCUCGGGCUCGGGCUCUGGGUCCGCGGGGCCCGGGGGCCGGCUGCCCAGCCGGGUGCUGGAGUUGGUUUUCUCCUACCUGGACCUGUCGGAGCUGCGGAACUGUGCCCUGGUGUGCAAGCACUGGUAUCGCUGCCUGCACGGCGAUGAGAACAGUGAGGUGUGGCGGAGCCUGUGUGCCCGUAGGCUGGCUGAAGAGGCUCUGCGCACGGACAUCCUCUGCAACUUGCCUAGCUACAAGGCCAAGGUACGUGCUUUCCAACAUGCCUUCAGCACUAAUGACUGCUCCAGGAAUGUAUACAUUAAGAAGAAUGGCUUUACUUUACAUCGAAAUCCCAUUGCUCAGAGCACUGAUGGUGCAAGGACCAAGAUUGGUUUUAGCGAGGGCCGCCAUGCAUGGGAAGUAUGGUGGGAGGGCCCUCUGGGCACUGUGGCGGUGAUUGGAAUUGCCACAAAACGGGCCCCCAUGCAGUGCCAGGGUUACGUGGCAUUGCUGGGCAGUGAUGACCAGAGCUGGGGCUGGAAUCUAGUGGACAAUAAUCUACUACAUAAUGGGGAAGUCAAUGGCAGUUUUCCACAAUGCAACAAUGCACCAAAAUACCAGAUAGGAGAAAGAAUUCGAGUCAUCUUGGACAUGGAAGAUAAGACUUUAGCUUUUGAACGUGGAUAUGAAUUCCUGGGGGUUGCCUUUAGAGGACUUCCAAAGGUCUGCUUAUAUCCAGCAGUUUCUGCUGUAUAUGGCAAUACAGAAGUGACUUUGGUUUACCUUGGAAAACCUUUGGAUGGAUGACAGCGGCUUUUUUGGGAUGAAAGACAGAAUGGAAGAGAGAUCUUCUUAUGGAAAGUAGAACCAUAAAGUGACUGUCAUAUGUGCAUGUCCAAGAAACAUCCUGAAAAACACAUGAAAUUAUAAACUGGAGAAGCAACUCUACAGCAGAUCAUCUUAGUGUUUCCUCUUUCUACUGGGCCAGAAAAAUCCUCAGGGUUGCAGUUGGUUGAGUGGGCAGUUGACAUAUGCAUGUUGCAACAGAUUUUGUCUCUAAGUUAGCAAUGUGUUAUUUCCAGCUUUAAAGGUGAGAUUUUGGAGAUGCUGUAGAAGGGAUAAGAUAAAGAAAUAGCAAGAUUUUUAAGUGGUAUGUUUGUGAAGAAAGAUUGGUCCCAUCUUACAACUGCCUGUUCUUUCUCCAGUCCUUUUUUUCCAGCCAGCUUGACUAUUAGAAAAGUAUGAAACUGGUUGGGUUUUAUUUAAUAUUUUUAAUAUAUUGAGAAGCAUGGUCUGCCUGGACUGCACUUCUCUAAAAGUGAGAUAUAAAAUUGUGCAGCUACUUUAAAAGUUGUAUAUACAAUGUGUGUAAAAAAAAAAUGUAAAAAAAAAAAAAAAAGGACAAAGAGGUUGCUUUGUUUUAGUUUAAUCUCUUAAAAACCACUACAUGGUACAAAAUCAGAAUAACUUUUGGGGACAGUUGGGCAACUUAAAAAGAUGAUGAUUUUAAGAGAUGUGUUCUAUUGGCUCAUUUUGUAUUAUUUUUUGGCUUACAGUUCCCAUGGCUAUUACAGUCUUUUGCGCUUUUUUUGUCUUUUGGUUUUUUACACUCAAAAUUAUAGUAAAGAUUUCUCAGUCUCUUCACUAAAGAUUGAGGGAAGGCAAUCUAUUUCUAGUUAUACCUAUGUGAGUAAGGAUGAUCUAAAUAUAGUAAUGUGCAUCUUUUUUGGUAUCUGGUUUUAUUUUUUGGCCUUCUGAGAAAGUAUCUCGUAACAAAGAAUCUUGCCAUUUACUCUUAUAGGCCUCAACUAUGAAAGCUACCGGUCAUAAACUCUAGAAAAACAAAGAAAUGAUUAAUAUUCCUUUUUUUUUAUAACUUUAUACUACUGUAGAUACUAUUAGGAAAAAAUUUAAUUUCACACUGUUUACAUCAUGCAACAAUUUAAGCCUCAAACUCUUUUUUGGGGCUGUAAAGAAAAUGUUUACUUACCCACCUGAAACAGGUUAAGAAUAUUCUUAAUCUCAUUAUAGAUAAUUGCCCCCAUGGGACUUGAAAUAAUAACACCUUAUGCUGAAAACUGCAGGUUGGCAAUGUUUUGAAGGUUUCAUUGUGGAAGAAUUUAAUAUUAAUUCCUAUUUUAACUUAUAAAUCUUACUUCUCUUCACUAUAACUUUUGAACUAAUAAUUCAACACACAUGAGCUGAGAUUUUCUUUUGUUAGAAGAGAAACAAAUAUCUUUCUGUAUGAAAGUAUAAAUUGUAUGGUUUUAGAUACAUAAAAAUUGAUGAGGGCAAGUGAAAUAUUUGUACUUUUUGGGUUAUUGCUAUAUGUAUAUUUUGUUUUAAACCUAAUAAAAUUAGGGACAGUAAGCACUG
This is a messenger RNA of Nycticebus coucang (slow loris), 2724 nucleotides long. RefSeq names its product F-box protein 45 (gene FBXO45). The record is from RefSeq and is a predicted model, not a curated record. NCBI's taxonomy places the organism in Eukaryota, Metazoa, Chordata, Mammalia, Primates, Lorisidae. Gene Ontology annotation, biological process: proteasome-mediated ubiquitin-dependent protein catabolic process; synapse assembly involved in innervation. The transcript has 3 exons. Gene Ontology annotation, cellular component: synapse; SCF ubiquitin ligase complex. Bases 286 to 1155 code for a protein of 289 amino acids. Gene Ontology annotation, molecular function: protein binding.